AUGUCGGAGCCCCAGAAGCCUGCAACGGGUGCCCCCGAAAAGGUCGACGAGACCUACACUGAGAGCAAGGCCAAAUUCGAAGGGAAAGCGAAGAGUGAAUACUUUGACCCUUGCCAAGAGCUCGCGCAGAAGAGCAUCAAGUGCCUGCACCGGAAUGGGGGUGACAAGUCCAUGUGCGGAGAUUACUUCCAAGCAUACCGAGAUUGCAAGAAGGCCUGGUUCGACAAGCUUAAGGAGGAGCGCAAAGCGAAGGGUGCUUGGUGGUGA
This is a messenger RNA of Colletotrichum orchidophilum, 267 nucleotides long. RefSeq names its product cytochrome c oxidase-assembly factor cox-23. The transcript has 4 exons. The record is from RefSeq and is a predicted model, not a curated record. The coding region runs from base 1 to 267 and encodes 88 amino acids. Lineage: Eukaryota; Fungi; Ascomycota; Sordariomycetes; Glomerellales; Glomerellaceae.